GGAAGAAGUUUAAGACACGGUCAGGAGACACGGUGAGGCUGAUGGACCUGCUGGACGAGGGACUGAAGAGGUCCAUGGACAAACUGAAGGACAAGGAGAGAGACAAGGUCCUGACUCCAGAGGAGCUGAUCAAAGCCCAGAGGUCCGUUGCUUUCGGAUGCAUUAAAUACGCCGACCUCUCCCACAACCGCAUCAACGACUACGUCUUCUCCUUCGACAAGAUGCUGGACGACCGAGGCAACACGGCGGCGUAUCUGCUCUACGCCCUCACACGCAUCAGAUCCAUCGCUCGACUCGCCAACAUCGACGAGGUCAUGCUGAGGGAGGCGGCCGAGACCACCGAGGUGCUGCUGGACCACGAGAAGGAGUGGAAGCUGGGAAAGUGCAUCCUGCGCUUCCCCGAGAUCCUCCAGAAGGUCCUGGACGACCUGCUGCUGCACACGCUCUGCGACUUCCUGUACGAGCUCGCCACCACCUUCACCGAGUUCUACGACAGCUGCUACUGCGUGGAGAAGGACAGACAGACAGGUGAGGUGAUCAAGGUGAACAUGUGGAGGAUGCUGCUCUGUGAAGCUACGGCCGCCGUCAUGGCUAAAGGCUUCGAAAUCCUGGGCAUCAACCCCGUCCACAGGAUGUGAUGUCAGAAUGACCCGCUCGCUCCACCCGCCUCCAUCUUUGUCCUUCUGCUUCCACGUUCACCAGAAACGGUGCAAAGAUUAAAAAAACUGGACUGAAGUGACCGAACUUUAUUUUCCACAGAAUCAAUUGUUUCUAUCCCACAACCUCGAAUUAAAUCUCCUGUUAAAGAUCUUUUUUAUUAAAGAGCCGAGAUGAAACCAAACAUCACAACAGUC
Molecule: messenger RNA, 854 nt
Organism: Paralichthys olivaceus (Japanese flounder)
Lineage: Eukaryota; Metazoa; Chordata; Actinopteri; Pleuronectiformes; Paralichthyidae
Source: RefSeq, a predicted model, not a curated record